Messenger RNA from Trichoderma virens Gv29-8, 644 nucleotides. RefSeq lists its product as uncharacterized. Gene Ontology annotation, molecular function: glutathione peroxidase activity. Bases 25 to 537 code for a protein of 170 amino acids. Lineage: Eukaryota; Fungi; Ascomycota; Sordariomycetes; Hypocreales; Hypocreaceae. The record is from RefSeq and is a predicted model, not a curated record. Gene Ontology annotation, biological process: response to oxidative stress. The transcript has 2 exons.
UCUUGCGACAGACUCUAUUCCACAAUGUCUUCUGCCACCAACUUCUUCGACUUCACGGUGCUCGACGCCGCCGACACCGAAGUCCCUCUGUCCAACUACAAGGGCAAGGUCGUCUUGGUUGUCAACACGGCUUCCAAGUGCGGCUUCACCUACCAGUACAAGAACCUCGAGUCCGUCUACCAGGCCAUCAAGAAGGAGUACCCUGAUGACUUCACCGUCAUCGGCUUCCCCUGCAACCAGUUUGGCGGCCAAGAGCCCGGCAGCAACGAGGAGAUCCAGAACUUCUGCUCGCUGGACCAGAAGACUACCUUCCCCGUCAUGGCCAAGAUUAACGUCAACGGCAACGAUGCGCACCCCCUGUACCAGUGGCUGAAGCACGAGAAGCCCGGCCUUCUUGGUCUAGAGAGAAUCAAGUGGAACUUUGAGAAGUUCCUGAUCGGCCGUGACGGCAAGGUUAUCGACCGCUGGGCCAGCACCACCGAGCCGGAGAAGUUUCAGAGCAAGAUCAUCGAGGCCAUCAAGGCGCCAGCCCCAUAGAUGCUGAUGAUGCUUGAGAAGAGGAAUGAGAAAGGAAGAAAAACGAAUGAAUAGAUUGUAAAUAACGAGAAUGUAUGUAAUAUUUGAUGAUUCAAUUAUACCUUCCU